Molecule: messenger RNA, 531 nt
Organism: Cyphellophora europaea CBS 101466
Lineage: Eukaryota; Fungi; Ascomycota; Eurotiomycetes; Chaetothyriales; Cyphellophoraceae
Exons: 2
Coding region: 1-531 (176 amino acids)
Molecular function (GO): carbon-sulfur lyase activity
Source: RefSeq, a predicted model, not a curated record
AUGUCCCAACGCCCAGAGAAAGUCACUGGCGGCUGCCUUUGUGGCAGCAUUCGCUUUGACGUUGCCUUCCCGGAAGAGGCGCCCUGGCCGCCCAAUUCAUGUUCUUGCCAAUGCGGCAUCUGCCGCAAAUUCAGUGGCUCAUUGAUUUCUCACGAUCUCAUCCUGAUGCCUCAACAGCUGAGCGAUAUUACUAAAGCGCCAACAUACAAGGAAUAUCAGUCGAGUGAGGGUGGCUACAGAAGCUUCUGCAGUAAUUGCGGCAGUGGACUCACGUGGAAGCUGUCAUUCAUACCAGACAUGGUUAUCGUCUUUUUGGGAACCAUUGACGAGGAGUUCUUGAUGGGCAACAAGAUCGGUGACUCUGAAGAACAAACCGAGGUCGGCCUCACAAUCAAGCGCGAUGGCGGCCUCUGCAAGGAGCUGACAAGCAUGAACUAUGGUCACAUCUUCUGGAACAACAGGAUCCCAGGAGUCACCGAUCAGGAGUCGCUGGCCGGACCCAAGUUUCCCGGGUCAUUUCCAAUGGAGUGA